Molecule: messenger RNA, 318 nt
Organism: Panicum virgatum (switchgrass)
Lineage: Eukaryota; Viridiplantae; Streptophyta; Magnoliopsida; Poales; Poaceae
Product: transcription elongation factor 1 homolog
Exons: 1
Coding region: 1-318 (105 amino acids)
Biological process (GO): transcription elongation by RNA polymerase II
Cellular component (GO): transcription elongation factor complex
Molecular function (GO): RNA polymerase II complex binding
Source: RefSeq, a predicted model, not a curated record
AUGGGGAAGAGGAAGUCGAGGAGCUCCAAGUCGAUGGUGGCGCCCAAGAAGCCGCCGAAGCUGGACACGGAGUUCGCCUGCCCGUUCUGCGGCCUCCCCGACGCCGUCGGGUGCCUCAUCGACCUGAAGCACAGGUUCGCCAGGGCGUCGUGCCGCAUCUGCCAGGAGAGCUACGCCACCAGGGCCAACGCCCUGACGGUGCCCGUCGACGUCUACAGCGAGUGGAUCGACGCCUGCGUGGACGCCAACGAGGGCGUCGCCCACCGCCGCUGCCGGCCGCGCCUGGCUGACGCCGGAGUCCACGAAGACGACGUGUGA